Cucumis sativus (cucumber) is the source of this 863-nucleotide messenger RNA. Its product is annotated as 40S ribosomal protein S11. Gene Ontology annotation, molecular function: structural constituent of ribosome. Gene Ontology annotation, biological process: translation. The coding region runs from base 129 to 608 and encodes 159 amino acids. The record is from RefSeq and is a predicted model, not a curated record. The transcript has 6 exons. Lineage: Eukaryota; Viridiplantae; Streptophyta; Magnoliopsida; Cucurbitales; Cucurbitaceae. Gene Ontology annotation, cellular component: ribosome; cytosolic small ribosomal subunit.
UUAAAGCCCAUUAUUGAUUGUCGUCUGAUCUAUAACACUCUGAACCUCAGGUUUAGGGUUUCUGUAAUCAAGUCUCCUUCGGCCGCCUGAGCAAACCACAAAUCCUCCUCUCUUCACAAUCCCUAAUCAUGGCGGAACAGACCGAGAAGGCCUUUUUGAAGCAACCUAAAGUGUUUCUCUGCUCUAAAAAGACUGCAAAAGGGAAUAAACCUGGAAAGGGCGGGAACCGUUUCUGGAAGAAUAUUGGAUUAGGAUUCAAGACCCCAAGAGAUGCCAUUGAAGGAACAUAUAUUGAUAAGAAAUGCCCCUUCGCUGGAACCGUUUCCAUCAGGGGACGUAUUUUAGCUGGAACAUGCCAUAGCGCUAAGAUGGUCAGGACCAUUAUUGUAAGGAGGAACUACCUACAUUAUGUUAAGAAGUAUCAGAGGUAUGAGAAAAGGCACUCAAACAUUCCUGCCCACAUAUCUCCUUGCUUUCGUGUGAAGGAAGGUGAUCAUGUUAUUAUUGGCCAAUGCAGGCCAUUGUCGAAGACAGUGAGGUUCAAUGUGUUGAAGGUCAUUCCUGCUGGAUCCUCAAGUCGUGGGAAGAAGGCUUUUGCUGGAAUUUAAAUUAUGAUGUAGGGGUUUCCGCUUUUGAUACAAAAAGAAAAGAAGCAAGAAAGAACUUUUGAGAGUUGUAGUAGGGGCCAAUAUUUGAUGUAAGAGGGGUUUUGAAAGACUUAGCAGUCUGGAUUUUGAUAUGAAUAUGGACUGUUUUAUUAUGUUCUAUUUGCUGUGAUUUCUUGUCUAAUUUGGGUUUUUGGAAGUACCAACAUCUCCUUCAUCUCUAUUAGGUCAUUCUAAUACAUGUCAGUUUUAUAUUUA